CGGCUGGAAGGCCGCCGUGUUCUCUGCUGCGAUGGGUGGUGUCUUCAUCGGUCUGAUAGAGUCGUUCCAGCACAUGGUCGAGAAGUACAGCAGUCAGUCCAAGCACGAGCAGGAUCAAAUGAUGAUCGAGGCCCAGAAAAAGGCCGAGCAGAGGAAAGAGCAACAACAGAAACAACAACAGAAGCAACAACAGACACAACAGCCACAAAAGAGGAGAGCUCGCAAAGAAGAGGAGGAGGAGAUGCAAUAA
Messenger RNA from Acytostelium subglobosum LB1, 250 nucleotides. RefSeq lists its product as hypothetical. The transcript has a single exon. The record is from RefSeq and is a predicted model, not a curated record. The annotation marks the transcript as partial. Lineage: Eukaryota; Evosea; Eumycetozoa; Acytosteliales; Acytosteliaceae.